Girardinichthys multiradiatus is the source of this 2160-nucleotide messenger RNA. RefSeq names its product nucleoporin 62 like (gene nup62l). Gene Ontology annotation, biological process: protein import into nucleus; RNA export from nucleus. Lineage: Eukaryota; Metazoa; Chordata; Actinopteri; Cyprinodontiformes; Goodeidae. The coding region runs from base 305 to 1933 and encodes 542 amino acids. The record is from RefSeq and is a predicted model, not a curated record. Gene Ontology annotation, molecular function: phospholipid binding; structural constituent of nuclear pore. The transcript has 2 exons. Gene Ontology annotation, cellular component: nuclear pore; nuclear pore central transport channel.
UAACAGGAAGUGGAUCCUAACUGCCGUCAUUUCCUUUUGAUAGCAACAGAAAUGUCGGUGCGUAGGGCCACGUUUUGAAGAAGGGUAUAGUAUAGUAAGGGUAUAUUAGUUAUGCGGAAUCUAUUUUAAAGCGGCCGUGGGAGACUUUAUUUUCCGCCUAGUUGUGAAAAAUUGUCGUAACAGACGCAGAGUUUGUUCGGUGGGCUGACUUAAAACUACUCCCGAUCCCGACCCGCCAAAAGCCGCAGAGGUUGAGCGAGGAAGUGACCAUUUUGUUUGUUAUUUUUGUCCAGAAAGGGAGAAGAUGAGUGGUGGAUUUAACUUCGGCCAGUCUUCGGGCUUCUCACUCCCACCUCAGAAGACCACCGCCGCGGCGGCUCCCGCUGCAGGUUUCAGUUUGACAAACUCGGCUCCUCCACCCUCAGGAGGCGGCUUCAGCUUCGGGGCUUCCAACCAGACCACCACCAACCCAACCGGCUCCUUCAGCUUCAGCAACCCGGCGAAGAGCUCCGCAGCCGGUACUGGUUUCUCCUUUGGGAACCCUUCCACCACGUUUGGCCUGGGUACGACCCCUCAAACCACAGCGGCUCCAGCGCCGACUUUUGGCUCCAUUUUGACUCGACCUGCGGGCUCGGGGUUCACCCUGGGCGGGGGAUUGCCCUCGCAGACCACCGCUGCAGCUCCUGCAGGAGGAGGCUUCACCUUCGGAGGUGCCUCUCAGGCCCCAGCUGCAUUAUCAGCUGCAACUGCACCUGCAGCUACACCUGCAGCUACAACAGCAGCAGGCGGCGUGCCCUUUGGGGGUUUUAGUUUUGGGGCCACUAAAGUCCAGGUGACCACAGCUGCAGCACCUACUGCUCCUACUGCAGCAGCACCAACAGGAGGAGGAGGGUUCAGCUUCGGUACCACUACACCCUCUACCUCUACACCUGCAACAACCCAGAGUGGAGGAUUCAGCUUUGGGAUCAAACCUUCAUCAACCCCAGCACCUCCUGCAUACACCCAGGCUGCCUCUUCAGCUCCUUCAGGCCCAUCUCUGUUUGCUUCCCCCGUCGCCACAGCUGCCACCAUCCCUACAGCAACCACAGGGUUCAUGCUGGGAUCAACCCCAGCUUCAAUAGCAAGCAACACAACACCUUCAGCAGCAGGAGGGGGUCUAAACUUCACCCUCAAGCCCCUCGGGUCAGUUGCUACCACUGCUGCGGCUGCCCCCACCGCCACACCUGCAGCCACCACGGCAGGCACUCUUGUGGGCUUCAGCCUGGGACCCAAACCAUUGUCCAGCACUGCCAUGACAGCCACUACAACGGCCGCCACCCUCACCACCACCACAGCUCCUCCAGUGAUGACCUACGCCCAGCUGGAGAGCCUCAUAAACAAGUGGAGCCUGGAGCUGGAGGACCAGGAGAGACAUUUCCUGCAGCAGGCGACUCAGGUGAACGCCUGGGACCGCAUGUUGGUGGAGAACGGAGAGAAGAUCACGUCUCUGCACAAGGAGCUGGAGAAGGUGAAGCUGGACCAGAGGAGGCUGAACCAGGAGCUGGACUUCAUCCUGUCGCAGCAGAAGGAGCUGGAGGACCUGCUCUGCCCACUCGAAGAGUCGGUAAAGGAGCAGAGCGGGACCAUCUACAUGCAGAACGCCGACGAGGAGCGCGAGAGGACGUACAAGCUGGCCGAGAACGUGGACGCGCAGCUGAAGAGGAUGUCGCAGGACCUGAAGGAGAUCAUUGAGCACCUGAACACAUCCAGUGGCCCGGCAGACACCAGCGAUCCGCUUCAACAGAUUUGUAAAAUCCUAAACGCCCAUAUGGAUUCUCUGCAGUGGAUCGACCAGAACUCUGUUCUCCUACAGAGGAGGGUGGAGGAAGUGUCCAAACUGUGCGACACACAGCGCAAGGAGCAGGAGAAAACCUUUCGCUUAACCUUUGACUGAAAUAAAUACAUCUGAAUGUGCAUAUCUGGGAAUUCCUUAUUUCUCUUUCAGCUCUUCAUUCACUUUAGUUGCUGAUUAGCCCUGGUCCUGCAGCUUUGUUGAAUAAAUAUCAAUAUUUUUGAAUCCAUGAGCUUUAUAAACAUGUGAAAUCUUCUGGAUAUGAAGAAAAUGUUUGUAAUAAAUGUCUUUUGAAUUAAAACAUGAAUAAAAUGGAUAUUUCUCAAGCA